Messenger RNA from Kwoniella mangroviensis CBS 8507, 3738 nucleotides. RefSeq lists its product as uncharacterized. Gene Ontology annotation, cellular component: PAN complex; P-body. Gene Ontology annotation, molecular function: poly(A)-specific ribonuclease activity; protein binding; nucleic acid binding. Lineage: Eukaryota; Fungi; Basidiomycota; Tremellomycetes; Tremellales; Cryptococcaceae. Bases 1 to 3738 code for a protein of 1245 amino acids. The record is from RefSeq and is a predicted model, not a curated record. The transcript has 14 exons. Gene Ontology annotation, biological process: nuclear-transcribed mRNA poly(A) tail shortening; mRNA processing.
AUGACCUACAACCCACUACAUCUCCUUACCCUCCCCCCAACGUCCAUCGACCCUAAACCUAUCUCUACCGUGAUCAGCAUCGACUCUUUCUCAGAUACAAUAUGGCUCGGAACCUCCUCUGGAACGAUCACUGCACUAUGUACGCCCAUCAGUCUGACGCGCAAUGUUCAAUUCCCUGCUCACGGAUCAAAACUCUCCGCUGUGCCUCAGGGAGGGUAUCUGAAUAUGGCUGCUGGGAUCAAUAUGGCUGUAAAGGAGCUGAGGAUCACGGAUAGGGAUGUGUGGUCGUUAACUGAAGGAGGAAUUAGUGGGAGGAAGAGAGGUGGGGUCGUUAAAUGGAGUGUCGACGACCCCUCUCGUUCCCUUCGAUCAAUGGCCCCUAACCCGGUCAAUUCCCACGAAGUAAUCGCGGGCGGUACAGGUCCACUAAUACUAGCCAACACAGCAAGAGGAGAGAUGGUCCGAAAGAUCGAUAUACCUAAUGCACCCAUUGUGAAGCUUUCUCCAUCUCUAUCAAGCAGAUCAGUCUUAUCGGCUAGUCUAUCAGGACAGAUUAACCUCUUAGAUCCGAGGACGGGCUUCAAAUCGCAAUCGUCAAUUGUACCCGUCCAGGCCCAUACGGGUGGACUGAAUGGGGCGGACGUACAGGGGAAUUUGGCAUGUACCUGGGGGUGGACACAUAUGCAGGGACACCCUCUACCCGACCCACUAGUCAAAAUUUACGAUAUCAGAACUCUCCGUCCCCUACCACCCAUCUCGUUUCCCGCCGGACCAGCAUUCGCCUUACUUCACCCCACAGAUCCAUCAAAGCUGGUGAUAUCCUCACAGCAGGGGAUGUUACAGACCGUCGACAUGUCAACUGGAUCGACCGGAUCAAUGUUCCAGCAACUUGAUAUCAAUUCAUACGUGACGAGCAUGGCCUUAUCUCCCCGAGGUGAUUAUCUGGCUUUUGGAGAUGCCGAUGGGAAUUUACAUCUUUGGACAAAUCAUGAUACGGGUGAGACCGCGCAGCUCGAUGAGAAUGGUCAAUUGGUCUUGCCCACAUUCAACGGUUAUGAUGGGAUUAAACCUGAAUGGCCGGAUCAGGCAGAUCCAUUACCUCCCAUAGUCUGGGAAGAUACUACCCCCUUAAACCUCAUCGGUAUGCCAUACUAUUCCGAACCAUUGUUAUCCAAUUUCCCACCAGAUUCAUAUGCCACAGACGCUUCACCAUUUUUCAACCCGCCUUUACCUAUCCCUACAUCCGUGUUGAAUUCGAUGAAAAUGGUAGAUUUCGUUGGAUAUGCCACUACACCAAAGGAAUUAAAAGGUAAACGAUAUGUUAUACCUUCUCGACCGGGUGCUCGUAACGUUCACAAGAAUACGAAUGUAAAUAACCAGAACGGUAGAUUGAUGAAUGGUACUAAUGGGAGAAGGAAUAGUGAACCUAGAUUCAGGAGUGAGAAAGAUAAAUUGGAGAAAAAGAAUGGUGCGAAAGCCACAAAGAAGACCAAGAAAACCACUGGAAGAGAAGGAGGUGGUGGAGAAAAUCAAGAUUUGAUGAAUGUCGACGAUGAACAUGCGGUAGAAGAUGACGAUGAUGAUGAUGAGCAAGAUGCGGUGACGGGUGACGGGGAGAUACCUAAAUAUUAUAGGAAAGUGGAAAUUAAAUAUUCCAAAUUUGGUAUAGAAGAUUUCGAUUUUGAAUACUACAACCGAACCGCUUAUUCGGGACUGGAAACCGAUAUUCUCAAUUCCUAUACCAAUUCAUUAUUACAAGCUAUUCAUUACAUCUCACCUAUACGAGCUGUGGCGACCGCUCAUAUAUGUGUAGAUUGCAAGAAAGAGCAUUGUCUUCUGUGUGAAGCUGGAUUCCUAUUCAGGAUGCUGGAAGAUGCAAAAGGAAGGAACUGUCAGGCUAGUAAUUUCUCCAGAGCGUUCAGUGCCACGCCACAAGCAUCUGCAUUGGGGUUGAUGGACGAUCACGAUAAAUCGACUGCACCCUAUGGCUCACUCAUCCAGAAUUUCAAUAGAUGGUUGUUGUCGACUUUCAGCACGGAAUCGAUAGUCGAGGGUGAGACUUUCGAUAUACGCACGAAAGAUAUCCAAGAUCUAUCUUUGAAGGGAUCAGAUGAGGUGCAAAAGGCAUCAGCGAUAGAUCAGGUAUUGGGUGUGGAGAUCAAAACUACCAAUACGUGUAGGAGUUGUGGAUUCGUUUCGGAAAGAGAUACAACGUUACAUGCUGUUGAUCUAAUAUACCCAAAGAAAACUACCACUGGCACUGAUAAACCCAAGUUCGAUGAUGUCCUCAAAUCCUCGAUAUUCAGAGAAAACACUACCAAAGCAGUGUGCAGUAAUUGCAAGUCUUUUGCACCGUUAGAUUCCAAACGUACCCUCAACAGUGAUAGAGACCAAUUACCACCUGUAUUGAGCGUCAAUGCGAUGAUGACUUCGAAUGAUCUGUACGAUAUUUGGAAAAACGACCUUAAAUCCAAAACGAGAUUUUUGGAACCAAAUGUUCAACUUGACAUUGAUGAUGGACAGAAAAUCGCGUAUGAAGUGAAAAGUUUGGUAGUUCAGAUACAGGAGGAUGAACGCACACCUGCUCAUCUGGUCUCUUUCGUUAAAAUGUCGAAUGAGGCGGGUUCCAUUUGGAUAAUGUUUAAUGAUUUCUUGGUGAGGUCAAUAUCGGAAGAAGAAGUUUUCAACUUCCCGGAUCAAUGGAAAGUCCCUUCCGUAAUUUUCCUACAGAGGGUUGAUUCUUCGGAUUUAUUGCAUUUGAAUGGAUUACCAAAAGAGAUUGAUAAGAGUGUGUUGUUUAAGGAUGUUUCAAUUGCUUGGAAUCGACGUAAUGCCCUGAUCAAACAUAAGGUAUUGGAAGAAAAUGAAUUACCAAAACCUGGGACACUUAUAGCUAUAGAUGCUGAGUUUGUGGCUUUACAGCAGGAAGAAAUGGAAUUCCGAUCAGAUGGAACCAAAAACAUACUUCGACCCUCUCAUAUGUCCCUUGCUAGAGUUUCGGUACUUAGAGGACAAGGUGAAAAGGAGGGUGUGCCGUUUAUAGAUGAUUAUAUACAUACGAGUGAGGCUGUGGUAGAUUACCUGACUGAGUUCUCAGGUAUCAAGGCUGGAGACUUGGACCCGAACAACUCGCCUCAUACCUUGGUUCCUCUCAAGGUGGCGUACAAGAAAUUGAGGUUAUUGGUCGAUCUCGGAUGCAUAUUUAUAGGACAUGGAUUAUCUAAGGAUUUCCGAACGAUCAAUAUCUUCGUACCCCCAUCUCAAGUCAUGGACACAGUCAACCUAUUCACUAUACCAGGUCGACACCGUAAAUUAUCAUUAAAGUUCUUGGCUUGGUUCUUACUUAAGAGAGAUAUUCAAACCAAUACUCAUGAUUCGAUCGAGGAUUCUAAAUUCGCUUUGUUACUUUACAAAAUAUGGAAAGAGUACGAUGAUACGGAUGAUCUGAGAGGUUUCGAGGGGUUGAUGAAUAAUGUGUUUUUGGAAGGAAGUAAGACGGGCUUCAAACCACCGAUUGAUCGUCCACCUUCACCAAAUGCUUUCCCUCCUCUACCUGCUCCGCCUACUCAGACACCCGUACAGCAGAGUGGAGGAGGUAAACAACAGAAAUCUAGAAAAGGAUCAAAUAAGAAUAACAAUCAGCAGCAGUCAAACUGGAAUUCCGAGAAUGGCGAGAGUGCAGGCGGGGGAGGAGGGGGAAGAGGUAGAGGCAGAGGUAAACCUCCUAGACAGUGGUAA